CACUCUCCGUGUAUUCCUUGUAUAUCAGUCUCUUCGUCUUUCAACAUCUAUCUAUCUACUCUUCUUGCUUAAACCACAUUGAUCAAACCGACUCAAAGGUUCAUUGAUACCUCCAAUCUUGACCUUUUGCAGAAUGCCUCAAUCUCAGCAAUAUUGGCUCCCCGGAUAUGGGCUAUCACGUCAUGUCGUCGUUACCCAAAUACAAUUUUUCCUGGGGCCUGCUUCUUCGGCCAGGCCGUUUAGUUUUCAGGGACGUGAAGGCUACCUUAUAACUGGGACGCGUCUGACUCGGCAGCAAAUCGAGGAUCUAACGACCAUGUCUUUGGAAUACGAGAAAGGUGCUGCUAUGAGGAUGGCUCACAACAACCUCAAUUUUACUACCAACGGCAAAUCGGCACAGUAUAUCAAUGAAUUGGUAAGCUUUGGACCACGCGAUCAGGAACCAGAACUUCCCACCGAUCGAAAAAACGACCGCGAAAGAGAAACCGAGAGAAAUGGAGACAGAUACGUUCCAUCGGACCGUCGUACCCGGCAGAAACAAUCGUGGUGAAAAUAAUAUUUGCCAAUCGUAUCAUCCGAUCAUUUACGUUCAAAAACCUCUGCCGGUGUUUGGACAUUAGGGAAGGGCUUUUCGAAAGUUCUUAGCAAUUUUCUCACCUGCGACAAGUUGAUCCGUCUCCCAAAAUAACUCGCUCGGGGGUUGGGGUGGAAACGGGCCUGGGAUUUGGAAUCGGCAACGUCACGGUUACUUUCAGGCGAUUGGAAUAGGACGGAUAUCGUUGGUUUUUUCGGAAUGGAAGCGAUACGGAGUUUCGAAGGAGUUAUUGGAUAGCGAAAAAAUCUGUAAUCGACUUGUUUCACUAUUUUCUAUCCAAAUCGACUUUUUCGUGCUGAACAAUUCUGUGCAUGAGUGUUUUCGAAUCGCCUUCCUUCCUCCACCCUAAUAUCGAUUUCAGGCUUACUUCCGCAAGUGGUAAGCUAAUACGCACAUAGAAAUCCUACCUCCGAAAAUACCAGUACAGGACCCGGGAUACAUCGCGGGGCUGAAGCAGAAACGGGGAUACAGUGGGCAACAGAACACUUUUACAGACCUUGGAUCAUCCCCUAAGGCCUUGGAAAUUCAAUGGACUUCACAUUCCUCCGGACAACCAACCACUUCAAGCCGUGGGUUUCCUAUUUUUGGGAUUUCUAAAUUGGAUGAUGGUAUAGAGCUUCUGAUUAGUUGUUCCCUCAUCUUGUCCCAGUGAACAAAAGCUAAGCCUGUAUGAAAAUAAUAUAUCAUCUGAAAGGCCGGUCUGGAAAAAGGAUCCAGUCCACCAAUUCCUCAGGAUGUUCCCGUUACGAGACGAGAUGCUGAUCUCCAUCGCCGCCUGUAUUCCCUGGACUGGGCCACGUUUCAUUCCAACUUACCUAUUUUUCUUUGGCAAUAUCAUAGGUAUAUUUAAAAAGGAUAGAAAGGAUAGAAAAGCAAAAUAAGUUUUUUGGCCUUAAAAUAGCCAUCUUGAAGGUCUCU
Histoplasma capsulatum G186AR is the source of this 1513-nucleotide messenger RNA. RefSeq lists its product as uncharacterized. The transcript has 3 exons. The coding region runs from base 134 to 550 and encodes 138 amino acids. The record is from RefSeq and is a predicted model, not a curated record. Lineage: Eukaryota; Fungi; Ascomycota; Eurotiomycetes; Onygenales; Ajellomycetaceae.